Molecule: messenger RNA, 2719 nt
Organism: Durusdinium trenchii
Lineage: Eukaryota; Dinophyceae; Suessiales; Symbiodiniaceae
Source: the annotation of a GenBank genome assembly
AUGAAGAGAGGCGCACAUGUAGUGUUGGAGAACCCGCGUGGUUCCCUGGCGUGGGCACUUCCAGAGCUUGUCCAGUUUGUAGAGAAGCCAAAGAAGCCAAACAUCGAAACGGUUGACUUUGACCAGUGUGCUUUCAAUUUGAGGAGCGCCCUCGGGUUUCUUCACAGAAAGUCCACAAGGAUUGCAACAUCCUCUUCCUGCGUGGCAGAUGAGCUUCAAGGCAUGAAAUGCUCCAAAGAUCACCUUCAUCAACCGGUGAUCGGGGGCUCAAAGAUUACAAGCCGUGCAGGGCACUACCGAGUCGCCUUGGCCAAGGCUAUUGUCAAAGGCCUUGAGAAGCAAUUCCAUGAAGAUUUUGGGAAGUGCCGAGAAGUUCUAGCUGUCGAUGGAGCGGAAGAAAUUCAGUCAGAUGAUGAAGGAGCAAAUCAGGUGAUGGACCCAUUCGAAUCAGAGUCCGAGAUUUCAUCAGAUGGUGAUCAGGUGACUCCCGAAGCCCGCAUUCCCUCGUCCAUCAAGUUGGCUGUAAAGAGGCUCCACGAAAACACUGGCCACAGAUCCAAUCGAAGAUUGGCAAGAGCUCUUGUGCUGUCAGGAGCACCCAAAGAAGUAGUUAUGGCUGCAAAGAUGCUUCGAUGCAGCCUAUGUGAUGAGAAGAAGAGGCCAAAGUCUCGCAGACCUUCGUCGUUGCCCACUCCAAAAGAUGUGUCAGACCAGGUGCACAUCGAUAUCUUUGAAUGUUCUGACAUUCUGGAGCAGAGAUUCUAUGUGGUUCAUGCCAUCGACUGGACCAGUCGUUUCCAGAUGGCAGAAGCCUUAGAGACCAAAGAUUCCAACAGCAUCGUUCGCUGGUUUCAGGAGCGCUGGAUGAGCAUCUUUGGACCGCCUCGAGUUCCGGUUGCGGACCAAGGAGACAUCGUUUACUUCUGGAGAGAAUCCAAAUACAAUUCCAAGACAGCUCCCUCGAAGAAGAGAUUGUCCCUGAAGCGAUGGCACGGCCCGGCUCUUUUGGUUGCACUAGAAGGCCACAAUGCUGGAUAUGUGUCUUUCAAAGGGCAAUUGUCGAAAUGCGCUCGUGAGAACCUUCGAAGCGCAUCGUCGAUGGAGCAGAUUUCUGCAGAUGUGUGGCAUGAUGCCAUCAGAGAUUGUGUUGAUGCCGCGCUGCACGAUGUCCGGCGACAGAGGAGCGAAGAUGAAGGCCCAGUUCAAGCACUUCCAUCGGAGUCAGCUCCACCAAAGACUCCUAGACCAGCGCUACUGGCCGUUCCAGAGUCAAAGCCCCUCACCGACGAUUUGCCGCCCGUUGAGCCAGGUGAGUUGAUGCAAGCUCUUGACACCGGAUCGCACCAUUAUGGAAGUGAGCUCCCGGCCUCAAGUCUGAGUCGAAGAGCUUCAGCUAUGUCUUCGGCAGCCAGAGCACUGUCAAGACAAGCCAGCAGUGCCGCACCAGGCACACCGGUGCCACCCUUGAUCACUGGAGCAAGCCAGUCUCCAGGAACUCCACCACUCAGCGCCCGCAUGGAAGCCUCCAUUGAAUCAGCCCGAGAGCUGGAAGAAAGUAUGUCCAGAAAGCGUUCAGCUGAAGUUGAAGCAGAGUCACUUCGAGAGGGAGCAGCCUUUGAGGCUCAUGUCACGUCAACGGUGACGCAGAAUGUCCUUCAGGCCAAGAAUGACCUGUUGAGAAAGUAUGUCAAGGCUCACAAGGAUGAUGUUGCGCCGCCAAAUGAGCAGUUGUCCGUCUUUGAGGACACCCUCGAAGCUGAUAUCCACAAGGGUGAGAUGCACCCGUUGAAAGCCAUUCAGCAGCAAGUUGAACGGGACAAACGACAUCCCGAGUUGUUGGAAGUGAAUGAUCAUGGUAGUUGGUCGGGCAAAUGGCCUCUCCCUUCCAGGAGUUCGUGGACAGCACACUAUGGCCAACUGGAGAACAUGAGGCUUGGAUGGGAGCGCCGCAGCAUGGAUGCUGCGCAAUGGUUUCUCAAGGACACCAAUGGCGCCUUGGAGGGCAUUGUAGUGAGCCACGUCGACGAUUUGUUGAUGGCAGGUUCAAAUCGGGCUCACACAACGCUCGAAGCUUUGGGCAAGGAACUUGGAUUCGGCUCGUUGGAAACUGGCCAGUUCACCUAUUGUGGCAAAUUGGUUCAGCAACAUCCAGACAAGAGCAUUGAAGUGAGUAUGCGUGCAUACCAUGAAAACAUGCAGCCGGUUUCAAUCCCUGUCCCACGGAAGAAACAGUUGGAUGCCCAGCUCACUCCCGCAGAGCACCGUCAACUGAGAGCAAUUCUUGGAAGCCUUCAGUGGCUUGUGGCACAAGUGCGUUGGGAUAUGGGGUAUCAACUGAGCGUGCUUCAAGGUGAGCCUCCGCUGGUGAAGACCUUGUUGAAAGCAAAUGCUCUGGUGAAGUUGAUGAAGCAAGACCCAGGGUUCAAACUUCGUUUUGGCCCCAUGAGCUUGGAUGGAGCCGGCAUCUUGGUCGUCACAGAUGCCUCGCUGGGGAACGUGACACGUUCCGGCGGUUCAGAUGGAACCAUCUUCACCAAGGUCUUUAGCCAGUCGGCCUACCUCGUGUUGGUUGGUGACAAAGACCUCAUGGAAGGUCGUGAAGGAAAGUUUGGUGUGCUUGAUGCCCGCAGCCACAGACUUGGUCGAGUUUGUCGGUCAACCUUUGGAGCAGAGCUCCUAGGCUCAGAGGAAGCGUUCGACGCCGGCUUGUUCUGUCGAG